AUGGGCGACAACGACGCAGCACAGGGCGGCUCGGGUGGGUCUCCGAACAGGGCCGUCUCGUUCAACCGGCGGAGGCGGUCGACGAACGAGCGCAUCGAUGAGAUACUCGAGGACGCACGCGGCCGAGCCGAGCCCAUGGGGUCCGCGGAAUUGGCGCGAGCCCAGCACCACCCGCAGUCGGGCGACGACGCCAGCGACAAUGAGAGGACCGGCAUCGUGUCACAUGGGUCGGGCCAGAGCUACCUGGCCAUGCAGGCGAGCACCCGGUCGCACAUAUCGAUAUACCAGCGGCGGGGCGCGGCCGACGACCUGCCGUCGCCCAUUGAGUCGGGUUCCGGGACCGGCCUUGGCGGCGACGCGGCGGACGGCGACGGGGCCGGGGACAGGCUGUGGUGGAGGAGGGCUCUGGGCAACUUUCAGUCCAUUGAGCUCGACAACAAAGGCAGCGUGGCUAGAGACCACCUGUCUCUCGAACGAACCUUUCUCGCUUGGCUGCGGACGUCUUUGGCCUUUGCGUCCAUCGGCAUCGCCGUGACGCAGCUCUUCCGGCUCAACACGUCGCUCUCGGACGGCCACGACGAUGGCGUCAACAAGGCGACGCUGCGGCGCAUGGGCAAGCCGCUUGGGGCGACGUUUCUGGCCCUCAGCAUUCUGACGCUGCUGUUGGGCUUCCGGCGCUACUUUCGCGGGCAGGAGUGGGUGGUACGCGGCAAGUUCCCCGCGAGCAGGGGCACCAUUGUGGUGCUGGCCGCCGUCGCGCUGGCGAUUAUGCUCGUGUCGCUGGUUGUGGUCAUUGUCAUUCAUCCGGCCGAGGCGCCGGACGAGCCAAACAGCGCAACGUCACCACCCAUUGCCAUAGCGCAUGCAGGCCAUGCCCAGAUGAACAGCCCCCACGUGAGCAGUGACAAGAUGAAAGAGGACAAGAAGCCCCCCAAGACGACGAUGCCCCCCACGAAAGACGCCAUCGACAUCCCGUCCUUUGCAAGCACCCAGCUCGCCCUCCUCUCGCACGAGCUUCAGGCCGAAGUCGCCGAGACGAGCACCCUCAUCGGGUCCCAUGCGCCAACCACUCUGCAGCGCGCUGGCCUCGCCCUCACCAACCUGGUCGUCUGCUCGCGGCGCACGGGGCUCGGCGGCAAGACGGUCCUCGAGCUGGGCCCCGACGCCGCCACCGCCGCGGGCGACGGUAACCUGCCCGAGCACGGCGUCCGCGCGGGCGACAUUGUCCUCAUCGCCGAGCAGCCUGCCGGUAGCGCCAAGAAGCGCGAGGCCAAGGAGCUCGAGCGUGGCGGGGCCAGGGGCGUCGUCGUCAGGGUGCAGAGGGCGGCUGUGGGCGUGGCCCUGGAUGAGGGCAAGGAUGAGGACGGAGGGGGGUUUUCGGGGAGGGUGUGGAUGGUCAAGUUGGCUGACGAGGUGACGUAUCGACGCAUGAACCAGACAAUGGAGCGACUGCAGAAGAUGGGCGAGUCCGAGUACUCGAGCUUCAUCAGAGUCCUCUUUGGCCUCUCCAGCCCGUCGCCGCUGCCUCCAGAGUUGAGCAAGGAUGAGGACUUUGGCAACGUGGCAUGGAUGGACCCUACGCUCAACGACUCGCAAAAGGACGCCAUCCGCUUCGCUCUCGCUUCACGUGAGAUAGCUCUCAUCCAUGGACCGCCGGGAACGGGGAAAACCCACACUCUGAUAGAGUUGAUCCUGCAGCUGGUCAAGCGCGGGCAGAGGAUCCUGGUCUGCGGCCCGUCCAACAUCUCUGUCGACAAUAUUGUCGAGCGCCUCGCGCCGCACGGCGUGCCCAUAAUUCGCCUCGGACAUCCCGCCCGCCUCCUGCCCUCUGUCGUGAACCACUCCCUGGACGUGCUCACGCAGUCAUCUGAGGCGGGGGCCAUCGUCCGGGACGUGCGAUCCGAGAUGGACUCGAAGCAGGCUUCGAUCAAGAAGACCAAGAGCGGCAGGGAGAGGCGGCAAAUCUACGCAGAUCUCAAGGCACUGAGGAAGGACAAAGUCAUUCUCGCCACGCUGCACGGCGCCGGCGGGUUCCAGCUCCGGAACCAGCAGUUUGACGUCGUCAUCAUUGACGAGGCCAGCCAGGCCCUCGAGGCCCAGUGCUGGGUGCCGCUGCUGGCCGCCAAAAAGGCCGUUUGCGCCGGCGACCACCUGCAGCUGCCGCCGACUAUCAAAUCGACGAGCUCUUCCUCCAAGGCGAAGCCGGGUGUUCAGGGCGGCGCCAAAGCCAUCCGAGGCAUGAGCCUUGAGACGACUUUGUUUGAUCGCCUGCUGGCCCUCCAUGGGUCGUCCAUCAAGCGUAUGCUGACGACGCAGUAUCGCAUGCACGACAAGAUCAUGAGGUUCCCCUCCGACGAGCUGUACGACUCAAAGCUCAUGGCGGCGGACGCCGUCAAGGCACGCUUGCUCAAGGAUCUCGACUACGACGUCGAGGAUAACGAAGACACCAACGAGCCCCUCAUCUUCAUCGACACGCAGGGCGGAGACUUUCCGGAGAAAAACGAGGACGACGACAAGAACGGCGCCACCAAGACGGGAAAGGCCAGCCUGCACGGCGAGAGCAAAAGCAACGAUAUGGAGGCAGCCUUGGUCCGGCAGCACGUGAAGCAGCUUGUCGAGGCAGGGGUUCGUGCCGAUGACAUUGCCGUGGUGACGCCGUACAAUGCACAGUUGGCCUUGUUGGCACCGCUCAAAGAACAGUUCCCGGGCAUCGAGCUGGGGAGCGUCGACGGCUUCCAGGGCCGGGAGAAGGAGGCCGUCAUUGUCAGCCUGGUGAGGAGCAACGACGAGGGCGAAAUUGGCUUCCUGGGGGAGAAGAGGCGGUUGAACGUUGCCAUGACGCGCCCGAAGCGAUCGUUGACGGUGAUUGGCGACUCGGAGACAGUCAAAAGAGGAAGCAAGUUUUUGAAGAAAUGGAUGGAGUUUCUGGAAGAAAAUGCGGAUCUGCGCUAUCCCGACCUGGCGAGCGUCAACUGA
This is a messenger RNA of Hirsutella rhossiliensis, 2976 nucleotides long. Its product is annotated as AAA domain-containing protein. Lineage: Eukaryota; Fungi; Ascomycota; Sordariomycetes; Hypocreales; Ophiocordycipitaceae. Bases 1 to 2976 code for a protein of 991 amino acids. Gene Ontology annotation, molecular function: RNA binding; 5'-3' DNA helicase activity; ATP hydrolysis activity. The transcript is spliced from 10 exons. The record is from RefSeq and is a predicted model, not a curated record.